This is a messenger RNA of Cantharellus anzutake, 2334 nucleotides long. RefSeq names its product HSP70-domain-containing protein. Gene Ontology annotation, biological process: protein folding. The coding region runs from base 1 to 2334 and encodes 777 amino acids. The transcript has 5 exons. NCBI's taxonomy places the organism in Eukaryota, Fungi, Basidiomycota, Agaricomycetes, Cantharellales, Hydnaceae. Gene Ontology annotation, cellular component: nucleus; cytosol. The record is from RefSeq and is a predicted model, not a curated record. Gene Ontology annotation, molecular function: ATP-dependent protein folding chaperone; ATP binding.
AUGGCUUCAGUUGUUGGAAUUGACUUCGGUAACCUUGCGUCAAAGAUCGGAGUUGCAAGGAAGAAAGGAAUUGAUAUUAUUCUCAAUGAAUCAUCCCAGCGCGCAACGCCCUCUCUGGUCUCAUUUGGUCCCAAGCAACGCGCGAUCGGCGAGGCCGCCAAGACGCUGGAGAUCUCUAACUACAAGAACACGAUCGGCUCACUCAAACGCUUGAUUGGGCGUUCUUAUUCCGAUCCCGAGAUUCAAGAGAUUGAGAAGAAGUUUAUCACCGCUCAACUUGCAGACGUAAACGGGUCUGUCGGUGUUAAGGUCAACUACCUUGGCGAGCCAGAGGUUUUUUCGGUGACUCAGCUGGCUGCGACAUACUUUGGGAAACUGCGCGAUAUUGCUUCAAAUGAGCUUAAACAGCAAGUUUCGGACGUUGUCAUCGCCGUUCCAGGGCAUUUCACCGAUGCCCAGAGGCGAGCGAUCCUCGAUGCAGCUGCCAUAGCAAGUCUGAACCCUCUUCGUAUCAUUAACGAUUCCACCGCCGUCGCAUUCAGUUAUGGUAUCACUAAGGUUGACCUCCCCGAACUUGACCAACCCUCUCGUAAUGUCGUGUUCAUCGACAUUGGUCACUCCGAUUACACCGUCGCCGUUGUCGGCUUCAACAAGGGUCAGCUAGUCGUUAGGUCCACUGCCUACGAUCGACAUUUCGGUGGUCGUGAUCUGGAUUACGCUCUUGUUCAUCACUUUGCCGAAGAGUUCAAAGGAAAAUACAAGAUUGACGUCCUUUCAAAUCCCAAGGCCACUUUCCGACUUGCCGCGCAGUGUGAGCGACUCAAGAAGGUUUUGUCGGCCAACGCGGAAGCUCCACUUUCUGUUGAAUCAAUUAUGAAUGAUAUCGAUGCACAGUCAAAACUCAAGCGCGAGGACUUUGAACAGUUCAUCGCUAGUCUUCUUGAUCGCGUGACAGCACCAUUAGAGGAGGCACUGAAGGAAGCUGACCUCGGGGUCGAAGAUAUUCACUCCGUCGAACUUGUCGGAGGAACGACUCGUGUGCCCGCCAUUCGGGAACGUAUCAAGCAGUUCUUCGGCAAACCUAUAUCGAACACCCUCAAUGCCGAUGAGGCCGUUGCUCGUGGUGCUACUUUCUCUUGCGCACAAUUAUCACCAGCUUUCCGCCUUAAAGAGUUCUCUAUCACGGACAUCGCGACAUAUUCCAUUGGCAUCCAAUGGGAGCACGCCGAGGGCGAUACUGAUGGUGACACUUCCCUGGUCGCUUUCCCUCGCGGUAAUCACACACCUUCUACAAAAGUCCUCACUUAUUCCCGAAGUUCGACAUUCGAACUUGAGGCUGUUUACGCGGAAACUUCGAAGCUACCCGGAAGGAUCAACCCAUGGAUUGGCAAGGUGUCCGUCAAAGACCCAUCACCGACUGGGGAGCUUGUCACUGUGAAGGUCAAGACUAGACUCAACGCCAAUGGCUUGUUGUCCUUUGAAGGGGCAUACACGCAGGAGGAGAACGAGGAAGAGCUGCCUCCAGCUGCUGAGGGCGAAGAGCCCCAAAAGAAGAAGAAGGUCACCAAGCGCAAUCUUUCUUUCGUCGCCUCCUCAGUAGCAACCGAGCCUUCCAUUACUGCAAACUUGCGGGAGCAGGAGAACAGCAUGCAUGCCAGUGACAAGCUCGUUUCAGACACUGAGGAGCGGAAGAAUGCUCUAGAAGAGUAUGUUUACGAUAUGCGUUCGAAGAUUGAAGGCAAAUAUCGAUCAUAUGUACAACCUGCUGAAGUUGAGAAGCUCAAGGUUGCGCUCAACGAAGCUGAGGAGUGGCUUUACACUGAGGAAGGCGAGGAUGCUGCCAAGUCGGCAUAUGUUGCUCGCCUGGACGCACUCCACACUCUCGGCGAUCCCGUCGCGAAGCGCUACAUCGAAGCAGAGAACCGUGCCCGUGUCAUCUCUAAACUCCGCGAGACUAUCGACACCUACAUCACCUAUGCUACCGGUAACGAUGAGAAAUACGAUCAUAUAGACCCGAAGGAGAAGGAGACCGUCGUAGAGAAAAGUGCGAAUAUUCAGAAGUGGCUUGAUGAUAAUGUCGCUCGUCAGGCGGAGCGACCCUUGAACGUUGACCCUGUGUUGACAGAGGAAGAGGUGGAAAAGAAACGACAGGAGCUUAUCUAUUUCGCCACCCCGAUCUUUAGCAAACUUAAGCCCAAGCCAAAGACGGAGACGCCGCCUCAAGGUCAACAACCUCCGAACGGGGACAGUACACCCAGUGGCCAGCAAACACCAGCAGAAAAUGCCAACAAUAAUGUCAACAAUAAUGAGCCAACGGAGAUGGACAUCGAUUAG